Messenger RNA from Xenopus laevis (African clawed frog), 5459 nucleotides. It is a transcript of the gene adamts5.S, whose product is annotated as ADAM metallopeptidase with thrombospondin type 1 motif 5 S homeolog. Gene Ontology annotation, molecular function: metalloendopeptidase activity; zinc ion binding; metallopeptidase activity. The transcript is spliced from 8 exons. Lineage: Eukaryota; Metazoa; Chordata; Amphibia; Anura; Pipidae. Gene Ontology annotation, biological process: extracellular matrix organization; proteolysis. Gene Ontology annotation, cellular component: extracellular matrix. The record is from RefSeq and is a predicted model, not a curated record. The coding region runs from base 1021 to 3756 and encodes 911 amino acids.
GUGUGGAGCAAGUAAUGCUGGGAGUUGUAACAGGAUGGAGCAGGUUCAGCAUCAUUGGGGUUUUUUAAGAGCCCCACAGAAUUAAUAGCAGCAACCUUACUGGAAUACUCAGCUCUGUUUAUAUCCAGCACUUGCACAUAUCCUUCCCCUGGUGUCCCUCCUGCCCAAGCCAUUACAACACCCUCCAACUCCAUUUCCAGGACAAGACACUAAAAUGAUGCAACAAAGACGCAUCGAGUCAGGUCAGCGACAAGUUGGGAAAUAGGAUCCUGGCGAGGAUGGAAAGAGCUGCAAACACAUAACACUCUCCCUGCGCUUGGGAUUAUUAUUGGAGUGGGAGGGCUGCUCCAAAAAAAAAUCUCUCCCUUUAAGAGGCAGCCUGCAGUGACGACUCAUUGAAAAUGGCAUUCCAGUAUAAAUUUAUUGUUCCACCUCCUCUCAUCUUCACUUCUCUCUUCUCUUCAUGUUCGUAUCCACCCUGGGCUGGAGGAGAAGGGGGAGACACAACUACAACAACAACAACAACAAAAAAAGAGGCAAAGCGCUCGGACUACUCCAGCCGGUUAUUGCGCUCAGACGCGCGUCUCUGUUCUGCGUCUUCCUCCCCCUUGGACCAGCCACAAAGGCGCAAGAACUGCAUCCAGUCCGGGAAAGUCCUUGAGCAAAGGCGGUUGAUUAAAUAUUAACAGUGCGACUGCUAGAGAUCCCUUGUGUCGAAGAGCUGACAGUUAGCAGGGCUCCAAUGUCCGAAGAGCUGGCAGUUUGCAGAGAUACAGCGUAGCUGGCAGUUUGCUGAGAUACAGCUGACAGUUUGCAUCCUUGUGAUACGUUGUAACAAGAGCUGGGAGUUUCCAGCCUAUUGUGUAUCCAGGCUGGGGAAGGCAGCGACAAUCUGCUGCUGCUGCAAAGUUUUGACCGGUUCCUGCUUCUCUUGACGUUUUUAUUCCUGUGGCUGAUUUAUCCCAGACCAUUUGUUUAUAUAUAUAUAUAUUUUUUCCUCGCUCUCUGUGUAAGUGAACAAUGGUGCUGCUCCAGAGCCUCCUGCUGCUGUUUCUGGCUGGUAAGUUGCACUUUGCCGCUGCCGCCGCUGAGCUUUCUAACAAAACUGCCGACUCCAACGGCCGGUCCGAUCCACCUGCCCAUUAUAAACAUCACCAGGGCGAACACCAGAGGCGCAGCGGCAUCGUGCAGAAUAUCGACCAGAUUUACGCCGGCGGGGGCAAGAUGGGCUACAUUUUGUACGCGGAUGGAAAGAAGUUUCUGCUGGACUUGGAGAGGGAUGAGUUGCUGCUGUCUCCCCACUUCAGCACCAGGUACCUGGGACGCCUCCAUCCUCAGCACCGUUUCCAGAGCCACUGCUUCUACAGGGGGACAGUGGACUCCAACCCCCAGUCUCUGGCUGUCUUCAACCUAUGUGGGGGCUUGGAUGGCUACUUUGCAGUCAAACAUGCCCACUACACCAUCAAGCCCCUGAUCAAAGGCUCAGCAGGUGAAGGACAUGUCUACAGUGAUGGUUCUGAGAGGGUGCUCCAUGCCUUCAUCAAGGAUCACUUUAGCUUUGAGACUGUGCCCACCAGGGCCAGUUGUGAGACCCACGGCUUAAAGAAAAGGCUUCACAAGCAUGGGCACCCCCACAAACACCAGCAAACCCAGGAGAACCCUCAGAAAGCCAACCAGACCUCGGUUCCUGCUGACCCCAACCUCAAAGAAACGUUUUUCCAGACGACCACCCUAAAGAAACGCCAGAGGAGGUCCAUAUCCAAGUCCAGACAGGUGGAGCUCCUGCUGGUGGCCGACGAGUCCAUGGCCAAGAAGUACGGGAAGGACCUCCACCACUACCUGUUGACUUUGGCUUCUAUUGCUUCUCGCCUGUACAAUCAUCCCAGCAUUGAAAACCAUAUCCGCUUGGCUGUGGUCAAGGUGGUGAUGUUGACAGACAAGGACAAGGGGCCGGAGGUGAACAAGAACGCGGCCACCACCCUGAAGAACUUCUGCAAGUGGCAACAUCAGCACAACCAACUGGAUGAUGAGCACGAUCAGCACUAUGAUGCGGCCAUUCUCUUCACCAGGGAGGAUUUAUGUGGGCACCAUUCAUGUGAUACCUUGGGAAUGGCAGACGUUGGAACCAUAUGCUCACCGGAGCGCAGCUGUGCAGUAAUUGAAGAUGACGGCCUCCACGCAGCUUUCACUGUCGCUCACGAAAUUGGACAUCUUCUUGGACUUUCCCAUGAUGACUCGAAGUUCUGCGAGGAGAACUUUGGCUCCCUGGAAGAUAAACGCCUUAUGUCAUCCGUACUGACGAGCAUUGAUGCUUCAAAGCCUUGGUCAAAGUGCACCUCUGCGACAAUCACUGACUUCUUGGACGACGGCCAUGGAAACUGUUUACUGGAUCAACCUAGAAAUCAGAUCUUGGGACCAGAAGAGCUUCCUGGACAGAGCUAUGAUGCCAUCCGUCAGUGCAAACUUGCCUUUGGGCCCACAUACACUGUAUGUCCCGGCAUGGAUGUCUGCUCACGUUUAUGGUGCGCAGUUGUACGGCAAGGCCAGAUGGUGUGUUUAACUAAGAAACUUCCAGCAGUAGAGGGAACACCAUGCGGGAAAGGAAGAAUAUGCCUCCAUGGAAAAUGUGUUGACAAAAACAAAAAGAAAUAUUAUUCGGUUUCCAGCCAUGGUAAUUGGGGCUCCUGGGGACCAUGGGGACAGUGCUCUCGCACAUGUGGUGGAGGAGUCCAGUUUGCGUAUCGCCACUGUAAUAAUCCUGCCCCUAAAAACAGUGGAAAGUAUUGCAUAGGGAAGAGAGCCAUUUACCGUUCUUGCAAUGUUACACCAUGCCCAUCUAAUGCUAAAUCUUUCCGGCAACAACAGUGUGAAGCAAGGAAUGGUUACCAAACUGAUGCUAAAGGCAUGAAGACAUUUGUUGAAUGGGUGCCAAAGUAUGCAGGAGUUCAGCCCGGAGAUGUUUGUAAGCUUAUCUGUCAAGCCAAAGGAACUGGAUAUUAUGUUGUUUUUUCACAAAAGGUUACUGAUGGGACUGAAUGUAGACCUUACAGCAAUUCGGUGUGCGUAAGAGGAAAAUGCAUCCGCACGGGUUGUGAUGGAAUUAUAGGUUCCAAGCUCCAGUUUGAUAAAUGUGGUAUUUGUGGAGGCGACAAUUCCAGCUGUACAAAGGUCAUGGGCACCUUCACAACUAAAAGCAAAGGCUACACUGAUAUCGUUAAGAUUCCGGAAGGUGCAACCCACAUAAAAGUUCGACAGUACAAGGCCAAAGACCAGACAAGAUUUACAGCUUAUUUGGCAUUAAAAAAGAAAUCCGGGGAAUAUAUCAUCAAUGGGAAGUAUAUGAUAUCUACAUCAGAAACAAUCAUCGAAAUGAACGGCUUCGUUAUGAACUACAGUGGCUGGAGUCAUGCAGAAGAUAUGCUUCAUUCCAUGGGACAUUCAUCAACUCAAGAAGUGUUAAUAGUCCAGAUCCUCGCCACAGAUCAAAGCAAACCUAUCGAUGUACGUUACAGUUUUUAUGUACCUUCAAAACAGGAUUCUAAUACAAAUAGUAUAAAUAGCAUUAACAAUGUCGUCCCAAAGAUUUCCCAGCCACAGUGGGUUACAGGACCUUGGCUUUCCUGUUCCAGAACAUGUGACACUGGCUGGCACACCAGGACUGUCCAGUGUCAAGAUGGGCAUGGAAAAUUAGCCAAAGGGUGCCUACUAUCUCAGAGACCAUCAGCAUUUAAACAGUGUUUGCUGAAGAAGUGUUAACCAAAGGACUUACAUUUGCUCUGAUUUUACUGUAAUUCUACAGCAUCUCUAUCUACACAGAUGUAGGCCAAGGCUUCUGUUGAGUCUCUACCUAAAUAAAACAUCAAGGUGAUAAUGUACCAUAAAAUGGCAACACAACCUCAAAAUCAAGAAAGGUAGAACGUGACAUAUAGUAAUGGAGAUUCCAAGGAGAACGGUCUCCAUAUUUUGCCACCUACCUCUGGAAUGAAAAAACCUUGAGGAACAUCAGUUAAUUUGUACUUGUGGAUGGCAUGCAGUAGGUUAUACUUGUGGUGAUUGUAAAUACUGUGUGUGUCAUAUUGUGUGCCACGUUAUAUCGCUCGCUUCUUGAUUUAAGAACAAGAUUGACCAAAGUAUUUCUGCAGCUGCUCUGACCAUUCCAUUUCUUUCAGGGGCUGCUGGAAAGAUUUACUGGAAAACAGCUUUGUUGCUGUUCGUUCGUGGGUUCCUUAUCCCCACCCCCACCCCAAACAUUUAUGACAGCAGAUUUUCAUUUUAGAAAAUGUGAUGCCUUCCCUACAGGGCACUUGAUAAAAAAAAUGUUACGAUCCUUGUUAAAAGUACACAUCUGCUUCUGUGGAAAGAUGUUUUUUUUUUUUUUAAAACCAAAAGUAAUUGGAGUAAACAUCUGACAUUGCUGUAAACAUCUGACAUUCUUUAUAAAUCACUAUAUUAAAUAUUGUUUCUAGAGGUCUAGAAAACAGAGAAAGUAAUAUUAAAAGUUAAAUAAAUAUCAGAUUUAAAAAAAAACCAACUUGAUUACUAGAUGGUAAUCUAGGAACAGGUGCCCUGGGUCUAAUAACCAGACGCAAUAAAUCAGAUGUUUGCUUCAAAUAGCAGGCUGGUAAAUCCUAUCUGCUGAUUGGUUACUAUAAGGUUAGAAUAGGAACACUUGUUACUUUACCCCAUUUAAAUGUUAAUUUACCAAGUUCCUAAUGGGCUAUAAAUUGGCUACAUUGUAAAGUGAACUAUGAGUGGCUUUCUGGAGCUUUGCGGUGUGUUUCUUCUAGUAGACAAUGCUGUAGUGUGAUCUGCAGUACCUUGACUGUGGCUGAAGGCACAUAAGUAUAAAUUAUGGGUUGCAAACUGUGACUGCUAUUUCUGCUUUAUACUCUGUACCCCUAAAAGGCAAACCACAUGUAUCCAAGACUGUUUCCACACAGAGAGCAGCUAUUUCCAGAAAAAAAAUAUUUUGCAGAUUGUAGUAGACCAGUUAUCAAAAAAUGAAGGGGGUUAUUUAUUAAGCUCCAAAUUUUUAUAGUUGUACUUUUAAAGGGGAAAAUACUGUUUUUUUGGAGAAAUUUUUUUUAUUCAUUGUCCGAUGAAGAAAGUACUCCAACUCAAACCUGCUGAGAACUUGUAUAAGACAUUGGCAAAUGUCCUGUUAACAAUUGGAAGCUGCACUGGGUUUCUGAAAAAAUCAAGGCUUUCAGGCGAUUUUACGAAAAAAUCUAAGGUUUUGAGCACAAAAUCUAAAACAAUCAGAUUCAGAUUUUUUUUUAUGAUUUUACAACACAAUAAAAAUUCAUGAAAAUCUAUAAAUAAAUAGCGGGGGGGAGAUCUGUGUGGAUUUGCUCAGAGUAGUUUUCAGACAAAAGUGAGAAAAUUUUAGAGUUUGAUAAAUAACCCCAGGGGGGGUUAUUUACUAAACUCCGAUCGCAAAAAUCACGAAAAAUUUGUGA